Molecule: messenger RNA, 3498 nt
Organism: Varroa destructor (honeybee mite)
Lineage: Eukaryota; Metazoa; Arthropoda; Arachnida; Mesostigmata; Varroidae
Source: RefSeq, a predicted model, not a curated record
ACGAAAUCCCUAAAUAUUUUUCACAGCAGUGUCACAAUCUCGGAGUUCAGCGCGUCGUGGCGGGAUCCUACCGACAAGUCGUUAGACUUUCAAACAAUGAGAGAGAUAAGGCUGACACCAAAAGAAAAACUAGAGAUAUGUUCUAGCGUAGGUGUCAAGUUUGGUGAAGUACUUUGGACUCGUUUACGUGAUGUAAUUGAGAAGUCCGGCACAGAUUGGGUCACCCCGGAUGAAUAUGUGGCCUAUUUCAAUCAAGAAAACAAACGAUUGAACUAUCGAAACCUUGACACAAAUAACGUCCCGUUAAUGAAAUAUUUUACCGCCCUAGACAAUAUCUUUCACGUGAAAAUUGUCCAGUUCCCCGAUUCCAGUGAAGUCCGUCUGUACCUCGUGCCAGAUUUUCACACACGCACAGCGCGAACCUGGAUACCAAAGAAAAGUGAUUCACAGAGUAAGGCACUGCCGGAUCUCAAUGGUCAACCAUUCCUGAAGAAUCCAAACACAAAAUCACACGGUCAACGAUUAGUACCAAUUCGUAAAAUAUACCAGGAUACUGCGCUAAAAAAUGUCGUUAGAGAAUUCAAUAUAGGCUUGGGUUUUCAAGGUGCAAUAAGCUGCCAGGAUUAUUUACAACAGCUUGAUGAAAAGUAUCCGGGUGUUAAAGGUGCGAUGGAGCUGAGAUCUGCAAUCGCAGAUCUUGACCUUAUCGAUAAUUACGUAAUAAGCGUCGCCGAUGCAAAAUGUCCCGUAGUACGGAUUUCAACCGAAUUACUAAGAGUAGGUCAUCCAACGAUCGCCCCUACAUAUGUAGAAAAAUAUCCUUACUGUACUGUAUUUCCUGAGCCUAAUGAGCGUAGGCCACAACAGCCAUCCGAUGAGAAGGUCUUCAUUGCCGAAGUCAAUGAAAUAGAUAUAGUUCCAAGACAUAUGCGUAUGUUUAUCACAAUUAUUGAUAGAAUAGGUGAGCGCGAUAGGUUGCAAAAAAAACUUCAAAGCACCUACGGCCGAAAUAAGAACCAAACAAUUCCUCUUAACCAGUUACGCAAAGGUCUACCUUGCGCUGUUCCAUUCGAAGGCACUCAGGAUUUUCACCGUGCCGUUAUUCUGCGACCGGUAGUCAGUCGUCUCGUGCAGGUCUUAUACGUAGAUUUCGGCACUGUCGCAGACGUGGUUAGCGAGUCGCUUAUUUUUCUGGAUGAGGAUUUCUACAAGGUUCCAGUUCUAGCCGAGCCUGCUGUACUUAGUUUCGCAGUGCCUUGGAAAGAUAGACGUGGGGUAGCAGACAAGAUACUUAAACAAUCUUCAGUCAAAAUGAUUGUGUUGGGUUGGAGCGAAGAACAGAAUUCCAUAAUUGUUCAAGUCAGUGACCUGGCUUCGUACCCGAUGAAAUUACGCAGUGAACUGCGUGCGGCUUGAAGUGACGGGACAAUUAAACAACUUCAGAGCAGAGUAAGGUAAACCGGUAUUCUAGUAAUGACAAUGUAGUAGAGUAAUGGCUGUCGGAGCAAGAUACUUCCUAUAUUUAAUAAUAAAAAUGUCCUUCAUCUCAGUGUAUGCUUCUGUGGGUCACGUUGAAUGUUAGGGUAAGUGACAAGCGGAGAAGGCUAAAACCGUAAAAAAACGAACUACGCUUAAGAAAAACUAGAUUUGGUAUCCAUGGUGUUCCUUCGUGUGUUUUGGUUUCUCAUAGAGGCCCUUAUUAUGGAAGGUGAUGGUCGUCUUAAAGGGCGUUGCAUGCUCAUGUCUCGCUUCCUUCUUUUCCAGGGACUACCACCUAAUAUCAUAGCCUGAACCAUACACUAAUUAAUUUUCAGAAGGAUGUAACUACAUGUUUAUAGUUCUUCUCCGCAUAUCGGCAGUCAAGUUUUCUGGCCUAGCAUUCAUGUAACAUCAAGUAAUUCAUAACAACCACUCACGUAAUUAAUAUUUUUCGCACAAUCAUUGAACUAGAGCUUUUAGAAAACCUCAUACUGUAAAAAUAAGUUUUUGCUGGCAACUAUCAAAAAAGCCAUACGCACCGUACAAUUCGUUGAGAGUGAAUAAAACAAAGCAAGAUCCUAUUAUGUAGCCCAGUGCGAGCUGAGGACACCACAAUCACGUAUGACGAAAAUGUAAGCAAAUAAAUAUAAGCAGGAUUUCGGAAUUCUCACGCAAUGGCAGUUAUAAGGCCAAGGCGAGAUAUAGCGAAUACUAUUCUCUGGUAAGUGUUUAAUGCAUAGUGUGCAGCAGUAUGCAGAAUCAGGUGUGCAAACUAUAUUACUGUACAAAUGACAUAAUCACUAUCGAGUCUGUUAUGGAAUACACAAGCGAUAGAAAAAAAAACUGCAUGUGAUUUACUCCGAUCGUGCGGGCGGAAACUUCAGGGAAACCACUAUUGUCGAAAUCAAGAAAAACUCUAUUAUGCAUCAAGUUCAUCACGAAAACGAACGCUAUUAUGUUAAGUUUGCUUUUCUGUGAGCUUAGCUUUUAAGUUAUUUUAUAUCUAUGGAAGCUUUUUUCUGAAAUCCGAAAUAUUGCCAUCAUAUACGGCGCACACUAUAUGUAGUUGCGCUGAGAGAAUGUUCACUGGCAUGUGUUUCAGUGUAUGUGACAUUCGUAAUUUAGAUAUUUUUGGAUAUCGCAGUAGUCCCGUGAGCGCGCGCCCGCUAACAUCCAGAUGUCGCCCAAGACGAAUCAUUUACAGCAUUAUCUGAGUGGAACCCCAAUCGCCAAAAAAAAGCUACACAAAGGAAAGGGCUAUAGAUUUUUCUCUCUAUACUAGGGUAGCCUAGGGAUCUUCCUUUAGAAAGGCAAAUAUCUCUGCUCAGUCACAGACGACAACGACGAAAUAACAAAACGUAGACUUGAAAAAUAGGGAUUUACUAAGAAAUGUGGCUGGUGAGUUAAGUUCCAGAUAGAUAAGAAACUAUGGAGGAGUAAGCAAUAACACAGAACACGAAUGCCAGUUAAAUUUUCUUUUAUCUACUUAUAGAACGAAUACAUGUGCACAUAGUUAUAAUGAAAUUGUACAAAUUAAGAAUAAAGCGUUUGCUAAUCAAGUAAAGUACCAUUAUGGUUAUUCUUGAGUUCUGAAGGUUCGGGAAAUCUGGCAAGGAAGAUGUAGUCUAUCAGGCGGCGAAACUAAAAACAAGGACUUUCACAUGCGUUUAUCUUCGUGAUAUCGAUCACCAGUUCAAACGGGCAUUUCAAGGGUAAAAUUCUGCAUGUACCACGAAUGGCGAAUAACUGUUCUCCUUCACCGUACGUUAUGGCUUGCAAAAGCGGUAGGUUAACAAAAUUGCGCUAAUUUACACAUAGUAUCAAGGGUAUGCGCAUUUAUACAAUUUGCGUUACAUAGAUUACAUACAGUUAUAGAUAGCUAUAAAAUCCUAGAUCUCCAAUCUCAGAAACAUCUUUGAUGUCUUUGGAAUAUUCUCUAUUUUUGAGGACUUAUAGACAAGGAUCGCUGUUGUUAUUUUUUUGGUCAGGAAUGCAAAAACUAAGGUGAGGGCUCCAGCA